Messenger RNA from Haliotis rufescens (red abalone), 985 nucleotides. RefSeq lists its product as uncharacterized. The record is from RefSeq and is a predicted model, not a curated record. The transcript has 3 exons. NCBI's taxonomy places the organism in Eukaryota, Metazoa, Mollusca, Gastropoda, Lepetellida, Haliotidae. Bases 23 to 352 code for a protein of 109 amino acids.
GAAGGAUGUGUGUUCCUUCAUAAUGCCGCUUGAAGAAUGGAGGAUGAGACUCACAGAUGCAACCCAUUUCCCUGGAAUCAUUCAUGUGGUGGUAGACUGGCCAGGUCAUUCCUCUGUGUUAAACAACAUCAUAUCAUGGCUAUUCAUCUCAGAUGGGGCUGUGCAGUAUGGUGAUGAUCCUCAGAGCUAUGAGGAGGGAACUGACCAGGAUGUUACAGGCACAACCAAUAAUCCAGAGUGUCCUUCACGAAGUCAGCGGCAGACUGAUGCUGGAUCGCAGCUGUGGUCCGCCCGGGAAUGGUCAAAGGAAGAUCUUCUUGAAACCAUUGAUGAAGGAGAGGAAGAUGGUUAAAAUCAUUUCAUCUACUCACAACCUUUCUAUACAUUAUGUCUAACAUUGAAGUCAAAAGAAACGAGAGGAAAUUAUAUUUAUAAUCCAACACGAUUCUUCAAACUUGUUUCAGUUUGAAAACAGCAUGUACAAUGAGUAAAUGGUACAGCUAAACAGCUUCAGAAGCAGAGAGAUAAGUGAUGUUUGAUUUUGACAUCAUGGUCAUUGGUGACGUCAUAGUUGUCUGCUAAGCAUUGUGUUACAUCCCAUUAAUGUCACCCAUGUGAUAUUACCUCGCGAAGCCAGUUGUAGAUGAUAAAUUUACAUACCAGCCUUAGCAUGUGACACAUAUGAAAAUAUUAUUUCUGUUCAAAUUGUUGAGUUGUGAGUUGGGACCCUUUGAGAUUGUGCGUUAUUUCAAUCCAAAAAUGAUAAUCUUAUUUUUUUCGGUUUUGACACCAAGAUAUACAGAGUGGGGAGCACGAAAACUUGGUGCAGCUAAAUUAUACGUCAGCAAGUCCAGGUGCCACUAAUUACACGUACCCUAGGAGAUCCCCGUUAGAAUUGAUCUUUAGCAAACUUUGCUUGUCGAAAGAGGCGACUAACGACUAACGGGAUCGGGUGGUCAGGCUCGCUGACUUGGUUGAUGCAUGU